Messenger RNA from Paraphaeosphaeria sporulosa, 2124 nucleotides. RefSeq lists its product as uncharacterized. Bases 1 to 2124 code for a protein of 707 amino acids. The record is from RefSeq and is a predicted model, not a curated record. NCBI's taxonomy places the organism in Eukaryota, Fungi, Ascomycota, Dothideomycetes, Pleosporales, Didymosphaeriaceae. The transcript has 4 exons.
AUGGCGCGGCGCUCAGCCAGGCUCCAAAAGCAAUCGCCAGCGCCCACAUCCGCGCGCUCGGACGACUCCCGCGACAGCUGGGAGACGGCUCCCUCGCGCGAGCAAUCGCCUGCUCAAGCGCAGCUUCCCGCCGUGGCAGAAGCCGAAGAGCCCACGAUGAAGACCCCGCAGAAGCGCGCCGCCGCCGCAAAGACUUCCAAGGCCUCGCAGCUUCCACAGCCAGCCACGACGCCUUCCCGAACCCCCAGCAAUCGCACCCCGAUCAAGCCGGCUGGCACCGAAAUGCACCCUGCGCACCAUCACGCCAGCACGGCCAAGUUCCUCGACGAAGCGCGGUGGCUCGGCUUCCAGGCUUUGGGUGCACACACAGCUCCGCCGAAGCCUAUGGGCAUGAGCGCCGGCCAGGACACACCGACCAAAGCGACCCCAGGCAAGGUGCCCGACGGCGACGUUGUGUCGCCGGACACUCGCUUUCGCUUCCGUUUCAAGUCUCCUCUCAAUGCUCUUAGCCCGUCUUCGAGCCGCAUCUUGAAGGACACCACACAGGCGACAGAGGGUCGCGGUCUCUUCAAGGCAAAUGAGUUCACUGCGCCCGUCGACAUGACCCCCAAGCGCAAGACCGUCGUUCCCAAGGGGAAGAUGGCGCGAUUCAGUGAUAUUCACAUGAAAGAGUUCAAGAAGAUGGACUCGAUCGCAAACCAUCCCUCCGCAUUCCGCGCCAAAGCACUGCAGGCGUCGUCAUCUAAGCCCGACCUUACAAAGGCUGAGACCAGCGCGAAGACCCCGAACACACUGAAGCGGACGCAGUCCAAGAUGGAUCUGCUAGAGUCAAUGCCCAAGGCUCCUGCUUCCGCAUUGAAGCGCACUCAGUCGAAAGUGGACGUAGCGGAGACCACUACCAAAAUUGCGCCUACACCGCUCAAGCGGACUCAGUCGAAGAUGGAUAUGUCGAGCAGCAGCCUUCCCCGAGCGCAAACGAUCCGAGCUGUUCCGCCGUCUCGUGACGGCCCUCGCCCAACGCAAGAGGCCAACCCCUUCGCGAAGCGUGUCAAGCGCACCGAGGCCGACGACGCUGCUACAACGCGCCCAAUCUCUCGCGAUGGUCCUGCAACGAACACACUUGUUGCUGGUACCCCAACACCGGCUCGGAAGAAGACGGGCCUGCCUCGACUUGCAGAUAGGCUGAUGACACCGACCAAGUCUUCCAUCGCGCGAUCACAGAGUGUAAAGCCACUCAAGUCUCAGUCGAUGAUAUCGGGCCCGUCUUUACUGCGUUCGCCGUCGACUAAGAACCUCUUCUCGCCCACGAAUGCUGGCACACCUUCCCCAACGAAGAACAUCUUCUCGCCUACCAACAUUAGCAACGCCGUUAGGGACGGUGUUCGUGAUGGUAUUCGCAAGACAAGCAGCUCCCUCCAGCGCGUUCGAUCCAUCCUCCGCACGCCGAGCCGCAAGUUCUCCGAUGAUCCCACAAAGGUUGCUGCGGGCACCCACAUGUCUCCGCCCUCCGCCCUGAACACGAUCCAUGUCCUCCCUGCGAUGCCUAAGACAGCACCGGUCAAAAAGCAGGUCAAUUUUACAAAUAGUACUCUAGAGCGAGCAGCCUGGGACGAGGUUGGCAAGUCUCCCUCGCCAAUGAAGUUGCGUGCUGGGUCCGAGAUACCCUCUGGAGCAGUCAUCUAUCCCAGCCUGGGCAACUCGGUCGAAUAUCCCACUAUCCCCGAGGGCAACGACUCGGCUCCUGAUUCGCCAUCGCGUCGUCUCACAUUCGGCGGUGCUACGGCGACCACACCAGCUGCAUUCUCAUUCCAGUCCGACAAGCCGAUCGACUUCGGACCGCCUUCGACCGGCACGAUUCGCAUGGUUCGAAAGAGCGACGCUUCAUCACUCGCCGAGGGCAAGAAACGGAAGCUCGAUACCGUCUCCGAAAGCUCGGACAAGGAGAACAGCGAGCCUGCGCCGGAUGCUGGACGAUCUGCCAAGAAAGUAAAGACUGCUCCCGCAGAAGUCCCGCAGACGCCAGCGAAGUCUGCGUCGAAGCUGCCCCGCCGCACUCCACGCGGAGGCUCUCUCACCAAGUCCCGGCUUGCUUUCUUGGCUACCCCGAAGCGCGGCAAGGCUUGA